GAAAACCCGUCUGAGUGUAAUCAAUGAUUGCAGAUUAUAACAAGCGUAUCGGACCCGGAUAACGACUGGCACUCGUUGUAUGCUUUAUUGACGGUAGUUGUUUAUCUGACGGUGACUGGGGGGUGACCCUGACAGACAGCUACUCGAGACAAACGGUCACCGCGAGUCGCACAUCAGUGGCAGCUCUCGCCCCCACAGACAAACCAUUCAAUGCGAGCAAAGUGUCAGGUAGUGGGACCGCAGGGGACGUGUGGGAUGUAACAGGAGAAAUGUUAGCCAGCUUUUGUUACAUUUAAUGGGGGAAAAAGCUGCUUCGAUAUAAACGAGCGGUGCGGACAGCUGACCGUAUGCUACUGUAUCUGUUGUAGCUACGUUAAUUUGCUGGUCAGCAGCCAGCUAACUUUAGCCUUGUCAGUCUGUGGUCAGGGCCUCUUGUUUCUGCCUCUUGUCACCUGCGCUUCGGGAAAUUCAAGGGCCAUGGAUUUCCCGGGCCACUUCGAGCAGAUCUUCCAGCAGCUCAACUAUCAGCGUGUCCACGGACAGCUGUGGGACUGCGUCAUCGUGGUGGGCAGCAGACACUUCAAGGCCCACCGCUCGGUGCUGGCAGCCUGCAGCACCCACUUCAGAGCCCUGUUCACGGUCGCAGAGGGAGAUGCGAGCAUGAACAUGAUCCAGUUGGACAGCGAGGUGGUGACAGCUGAAGCGUUUGCAGCUUUGGUGGACAUGAUGUAUACCUCAACACUGAUGCUGGGGGAGAGCAACGUCAUGGAUAUCCUCCUCGCAGCCUCACACCUGCACCUCAACAAUGUAGUCAAGGCCUGCAAACACUACCUGACCACGCGCACCCUGCCUAUGUCCCCCUCAUCCGACAGACCCACCCAUCACCACCCUCAGCUGGAGCAGCAGAGGCACAGGCAGCAGCAGCAGCAGCAGCAGCAGCAACAAGUCGCAGAUUUGACAGUGAACCCUACUCUAGCAGCUAAUGCUAACCUCGCGGCCAACGCUGCCACAUCAAAGUUGCAGCGCUCCUUCCUCCUGCAGCAGCUGGGGCUCAGCUUGGUGAGCUCCGCUUUGGGCGGGAUGGAGGAGGACGGAGUUGGAAAUGGAGGUGGCGGCAGAGUGGUCGAACAGAGAGCCUCCUUCCCAAUCCGACGCUUCCACAAGCGUAAGCCCUCUUUGGCCUUAGGGCUGUCAGAGGAGAGACCCAGGCAGAGGCAGCGCCCCUCUGCCCCUAACCUGGGGCUGUUAGGAGAAGAAGCAGUGAACGCAGAGCGAGAAGAAGGAGCAUUGCUCUCCCCAGACUCCCACAAGAUGGGGGAUGAAUCCAAAUUGGAUGCUGCAAUCACUGGCCUGGUAGGGGUGUCCCAAGAUGAUCCUCAAAUGCCCAGCCAGUCAGACAGUGGACAUUGUGAGGGGGAGGACUUGGGGAGAAUGCAGGGAGGGGUGAGGAAGGAGGAGGACAUGGAAGACCAGGAACACCCGGUCAACAGAGCAGGGGUGAAGAUCAAAUCUGGGGAAGAGGAGGAGGAGGCAGAAGAACAGGAACAGAAGGUGGUGGUAAAAUGCGAGCCGCUCAGUUCGCCGGAGCCGACUGAUGAAAUCAGUGAUGUGACAUCGCAGGCUGAAGGCAGCGACCCAGCAGAGCCAGGAGGCCGGGAGGAGGAGGAGAAAGCAGAGCUGAGCCCAGAGAGCAGUGACCACAGCUUCACCUCUGAACCCCAACCCAGCUCCGACUCCCUGUUGCAGCCCAGCUCCCAGCUACUCCUCAAGAGCAGCAUGGGAGGAGGCGCCGGAGUCGGAGGAGGUUUUGGGUGUAGUAGCGGACUGGGUGGCAAACCUGGUUUUAGUAUUUCUAGCUUCCUCAGCCCGAAGGAUUUCGGAAGUGGGGCAGGGUUGGUUGCCGGAGAGGAUGACCUCCCCAACACAACAACUGGCGAUUCAGCUGGACAUCACUUCCUGCUCAGACAGGAAGCUGCCGGGCCAUCUGGCUCUGCUUCUUCCUCUCUUCUGAAGUCAAGCCCACGCGGCAGCGAGAGUCGCAACAGUUUUGGAGACAACCUACAAGCUGAUUCCCUAUUCCUCCGCCCACUCCAUGAUGGCUUAGGGAACCCUAGGGGAAAUGGGGGAGGUGGGGUCGGAGGGCGUGGCGGGGUAGAUCCUUUUGGUUUGGACUUUCAGCGCUCCAGUCUUGGGCUUCACUCCAUGGGGAGACCAACGCGAGGAGCAGGGGGAGCCACUGCCGCUGCUCUUGGGUACCCAGGUUACAGACGUAUUGCUCCAAAAAUGACCACCGGCAUGGGAGGAGAAGAAGGUGGUGUUCUCCAGGAUGCCGCCUCUUCCUCCUCCUCGAGUCUGUCAAAUCCUCUGCUUCUAAACAAGAGCGGUGGAUAUGAGAUGAACAACAGCAGGCCCACCUCCCUCCCCCCACAGCUGACCCGCGCUUCAGCAGACGUCCUGUCCAAGUGCAAGAAGGCUCUGUCAGAGCACAACGUCUUGGUGGUGGAGGGAGAUCGGAAAUACGCCUGUAAAAUCUGCUGCAAAACCUUCCUCACCCUGACCGACUGUAAGAAACACAUCCGCGUCCACACAGGAGAGAAACCCUACGCAUGUCUCAAGUGUGGAAAGCGCUUCAGCCAGUCCUCCCACCUGUACAAGCAUUCCAAGACCACCUGUUUGCGCUGGCAGAACAGUAACAUGUCCAAUGCUCUGCUGUAGGCCUGAGGUCACUGCAUCAUAGUGGAGCAGGGCGACAGAUUGAAUACAUUAGGAAUCAGCGAUGGGCUGAAUUUAAAGUCAAAAAUUUUUCUGAAGUUGUGACAGAGCAGCAGGAUCUGAUCAGCUGUUCUGUCCUGAUGACAGACCAAAGAUAGGGAUCUCUCAUCAUGCAUCUUAUUUUCCAGGAGAAACCCACACUGUUAACUCGGCUGAAGUUAUUGACAUGCAAAGCUACCACAUUCGUUGUUAUGGAUUCAUCAUAGAGAGAACUACAGAUAUACACUGUAUACUCUCCCGUUGUAAUCAUGAGUGUAUUAUGAGGAUAUACCAGUUUCCUUGCAUCUCAUGAACCUUGCAUAAUAAGAUCCGAGCCAGUGUAGGCUAUGUUGUCUUUUUAAAAGGCAUCAUACGGGCUCUCUUAUUCAGUGAAAUUUAGAUCUGGUGAGGUGAUCCCUUGAUGCCGAACAUCUGUAGUUAGUGGUAUACUUAGUGGAGCAUAUUUGACAUACUAACACUCUCUGGCAGCUGAGCAGCACCAACAUUUAGAACAAAUAUCAUGUAUAAUAGUGUGUUUAUGUGUAGGGUUUUCAUCGCACAUCUGUGAAACAUGUAGCAGCAUCCCACAUUAGACUGUUGAGUCAUCGUAAUCUUGUGUAUUGACUAUGUCUUUUUCUGUGCAAGGGCACAUAUAGACUGUGGACUAACUGAUUCAGAUGCAGAUCGGGUGCCACAUAUAAUGUCUGUAAGUGGUUGUGUGGUCUUGAUGCUCCACCCUACAGAAAGGUGGGUAGAGUCAGAUGAAGUCCUGUAAGGCGGGCUGAGGUAAUGCUGAAAUCUGUCACUUUUUGCAAAAAAUGGACAAGUGAUAUAAACCAGAUUUUUUUAUUGACUGAAGUGAUGAAAUUUGAAGUGAUAAACAUUGUCGCCUAGGACAGGCAUAGCCCCCCCCCCCCCCCCCCCCAAAAAAAACAGUUCAACAUUAUUCAACAUAUGCAGUGACAGAGUCAAGUCAAAUUUUUUACCUCUAGUUGCCUUUCAGUCCAAGCACCUUUGACGAGCAUGAUCAGAAGUGUUUCUGAGCACAGUUAAAGUUGAGAAUAAGGGUCAGGGUCAGGGUUAGACCACAACCCUAGCCCUGAGUCACUUUGCACUGAUGGAGCCUUCACACUUCCUGUGACUACAAACAUUUAUACAUGUAGUUUGACAGGUUCAAGUUUUGGAGGAAUGGUAAACUUUGAGUUGCUGUGAUCAACCUCUUCCCAAAAUUUGGGCUUGCCAGGUAGAGCUACAAAGUGCUGCAGGAAUGAGUCCUAAAACCUGGAAAUGAGUCAGCACUUUUUGCGCUUCCUGUUUCCUCAUCUAGAAGGAAAUGGGCUUUUUGAACUGGUAUUUGGUUAGAUGCCUGAAAUAUCGUCUGUGCUUAACACAAGCUCAAGAGACUUUCAAAUAUAAAAUACAUUAGUAAAUACCCAACACAUGAAUUUUGAAGCUUCUAUGUGUCUUAAAAAAGUGAUGGCUCAAUGAGACCACAGUGUGUCAUGAUGAAAAUGACUUCACAGCCUUGCCGUGGUGGAUACAGAAGAGUAUCUUGCUAAACAAAACAUUCAAAUAUCAUUCAAAUAUCUUUUUUGUUUUGCCACAGAGGUUAUUUUCUGCAGUAAUCCAAGAUCCAGUGGAAAAUCUCAUUUGCUUUGUGUUGAGGGAACCAGGGCAAUGUCAACGUCCAGGUUGGCCUAUUAAAAAAAAUAAUCUCUGCAGCAUUAUUUUAACCUUAAUAUUAAGUCCCAUUGUUAUGGCGAGCAAUGAAGGAGAGAAAAGUUUCAACUUGCACCAUCUUUGUACUAAAAGCUGGAAACAAAUCUGCAUUCAUGGGCCUUGCGGUCUCUUUUUAAAAAAAAGUACUAUUGAUAUACUACUGCAUUAUAAUGCCAUUUUAAUACCUAGAUAUCUUCACAGGAACAUGCGCUGUAAAUGCACCUUAUUUUGUCUCAUGAUGUGCGAAACUCCAGUUGUAUAAAAUAUGGCAUUCAGCUACUUUGCCUCCUUAUUGGUCACUGACUGGAUACGGCCACAUCAUUUCAGCUGUGGUCAACAAGUGUGCUGACAUCAGUUUCCCUUGUCGCUGGUGUUCCUGUGUGUUCAAUAUGUGUGUUUUAUUAAAAGGGCAAUGAAGUUGUGCUGAGAGGCACAGGCGUCUGAAGCAGACAGUUUGCUGAGGUUCAGCACGGUUUGAAAAGUGCUUUAGAAAUGUAAAUAUCGCACAUUUGUGGUUGGUUUCAUCAUUUUUCUCUUGGAGGAGAGACGAAACAACUCCUGAAGAACUAAGCAUUGUGUAUAUGUUUGCUACUGUACUUGAUAUCAGUGCUUUAUACAUGUCUCUUUAUACAGCUAAUGUUGCAUCUGUUACAAAAGCACUUAGACAGAUCAUCCUGUUUUUAUAACUAAUACAUUUACUGGAAUGUCGAACUAUGUGAAAACGUAAAAACAUUGCUGUAUUGCAAUUAUCCAACCCUACAAGCCCUUAUGGGUUUUCCCCUUCUUUACACUGUCAUCAGGAUGAGUUUGCAAGCUAAAGGUUGUAGCAUAUUUGCUGGCAGGAGUAACACUCAAUUUCCAAUUCCGCAAAUACACAUAGGGGAAAAUUCAGAAAAGAUUUUACAGGGUCUCCUGUCAUUUUUUUUAAAUAUUAUUUUUUUUUAGCAGUUUUUUAUAUAUGUAACUGGAUUUUAAUGUCUACCUGUAACUUUCUGUCAUGUACUGUAAGUUUGACAACUGUGUUUCAAUUGACGAUUUGCAUAAAAUUGAAAAACAUCACAGACACGCUGCGAAGGAAUCCGAAUUUGCAGCUCAUAAAAUAGCGAACUAUAAAGGAUUUCUACAUCAAUCCAGGCUCAGAUGCCUGACUCCCUGCGUGUUGUAAAUAAGAGCUUCAUCGGUAAACAGAUGGUUAAUUGAAAUCAGUGUUCAUGCAUUGUUGUAGAGUUCUGUUUUAGUGAACCAAAAUGAAAAAGUACAAUACAUGUUUGACUUUCUGUAUACUUUAUUGCUUGCUGUAUCGUGUCACCUACACUGUCAGUGAGAACCAUGCGGUCAUUGCUUCCAUUUCUAGUCGGCACCUUAUUGUACUGUAGAGUCAAGACACUGUUAGCCUGUAAUCAUUUUAUUUGACACAUACGUUAAUGGAUAAUCUUGGCUUUUCACUUCAGAAGAAUAAUUACCUUGUAGGAUGCUUCUCCCUGUAAACACGAGCUAACUCACUGUUAAAUGACCCUGUCAUUCUUGACACCAUGGAGUCAGUAGCGAUGUUGAAGCCUGGCCACAGAAAUUAAAAUGAUCACUGACGGCUAAAUCUCAAAUCUGCUUGUCUGUGUUCCUCAAUCACGUUAAGCCUCCUCCACAUUCUGGAAAGAGGGAGAUGCUCUUGAGAAGUACAGAGUUGUAGGGGCGUCGGUAGCUUAGUGGAUAAUACCAGCGCCCCAUGUAUAGAGGUGAUGCCUCGCUGCAGCGGUCGCGAGUUCGACUCCGUCUUGCAACUCUUUGCUGCAUGUCGUCCCCCUCUCUCUGUCUCCCCAUUUCA
Molecule: messenger RNA, 6292 nt
Organism: Epinephelus moara (kelp grouper)
Lineage: Eukaryota; Metazoa; Chordata; Actinopteri; Perciformes; Serranidae
Product: zinc finger and BTB domain-containing protein 5
Exons: 4
Coding region: 478-2715 (745 amino acids)
Biological process (GO): regulation of transcription by RNA polymerase II
Cellular component (GO): nucleus
Molecular function (GO): DNA-binding transcription factor activity, RNA polymerase II-specific; protein binding; RNA polymerase II cis-regulatory region sequence-specific DNA binding
Source: RefSeq, a predicted model, not a curated record